CUCCCGCGCGCCUGGGGCCUUCCCCUCAGGCGUGGGAAAGGAUAAGGCGCCUGGCGCGUGGCUAACCUUGCGACCCCUGCGCGCCGCCAAAGCGGCUGCACGGUCUUUGCGAAGAGAGAAACCCGAGCCCACGUGGCUGGGAUGCACGUUAAUUUCACACCGAGUGUUCAUCGGAAUGGCGGGCGAGGCCUCCUCCGCGGCGAGUCUCCUUAAUCUCUAUCUCUUAAGAGAAUUUAGGGUCCUCCGGACCGCACUCUGGGCCUCACCCUUCUAGUGAAAUGACGUUUCCUCUUAGCCGCUUACUUUUUCCUCUAUCAAAGCCGCCAUCUAAGAAAGAACAAACGGUGACCCGCUUCCGAAAACUUUUUUCCGGAUAACGGGCUGUUUUAUACGAAGUCUUGGAACAUAAAAAAUAGGGUUACAAAAUGAGUUGAAGGGAGAAUGUUGACGUUUUUAAACGCUUCCUUUUGGGCCGGCGUCUUGACAACGCCUGAAAUUCCAGCUCAGGAGGCAAAGGAAUGGGAUUCAUUGCAAAUCGAAGGCCAGCAUGGUCUCGAUAUGGUGAGUUCAGGGGUACACGCAGCGAGACACUAUCUCAAGAUAAUUCUAAAAUGCUUCCUUUUAAGCACACUGAACGGUAAGAAAGACACUAGACCGCAGAGUUCGGCUCAGCCCUGAAACUGGAGCAGGUAGAGGAUUUCGCCUCAGAUGAGACGGCGGAGUAUGGGUGGAAGUUUCCACGUUGGACCACGAAUCUUGGUCUCCAGCCUCUAAGCUCUUAACCACGGAACGCAGUUUCAGCCGGUUCAGUUUUCCCGCAGGGAGCCCGAGUCCACCCCCAGCCUUCCUUCCUGCGCAGGCGCAGUGCCACUUACCCGCAUGGAAGUGGUGGGUCUCUUAUGUGUGGCAGUGGCUGUCCUGACUUGGGGCUUCCUCCGGGUUUGGAACUCGGCGGAACGAAUGAGGUCUCCGGACCAGGCGGGCCUGCCGGGAGCCGGAAGCCGGGCCCUUGUAGUGAUCGCGCACCCGGACGAUGAAGCCAUGUUCUUUGCUCCCACGGUGCUAGGCUUGGCACGCCUGGAGCAGCAGGUGUCCCUGCUUUGCUUCUCCUCAGGAAAUUACUACAAUCAAGGUGAGAUUCGAAAGAAAGAACUUCUUCAGAGCUGUGCUGUUUUGGGGAUUCCACCUUCCCGUGUAAUGAUUAUUGACAAGAGGGAGUUUCCAGAUGAUCCAGAAGUGCAGUGGGACACGGAGCAUGUGUCCAGCACCCUCCUCCAGCACAUACAUGCCAAUGGCACCAACCUGGUGGUGACUUUUGAUGCAGAAGGAGUCAGUGGUCACAGCAACCAUAUUGCUCUGUACAAAGCUGUGAGGGCCCUGCACUCAGGAGGGAAGCUGCCUAAAGGAUGCUCUGUUCUCACGCUCCAGUCUGUGAACGUGCUUCGGAAGUAUGUCUUCCUCCUGGACCUGCCCUGGACUCUACUGUCGCCCCAGGAUGUUCUCUUUGUGCUCACCAGCAAAGAGGUGGCACAGGCCAAGAAAGCCAUGUCCUGCCACCACAGUCAACUCCUCUGGUUCCGCCACCUCUACAUCCUCUUCUCCAGAUACAUGAGAAUCAACUCACUGCAGUUCCUCUGAAGCCUCGAAGAAUUGUCAGAGCCUCAGAUCAAAAGAGAGAAGCAGAGCAAGAAGUCCCCUGGCCAGGCUUUGGACUGACUUACCUGCUUGACCCGGGGAAACCCCAGCAAAGCAGCCUCUGUCAAUCAGGGACCGCGAGGACAAAGGAUCACUUCCAAUCCACCUUCCUCUGCUGGGGAAAACUCGCAAAACCACACCUACACUAACACAAUAAUAGCUACCCCGCUAAUUUACAUAGUUUGUGUGAUAACAGAGUUGCACCAGACAUCUAGCAAAGCCGACGUAGGUUGCCUUUACCAUAAAUGAGCGUAAAUGAGCCAUAGAACUAGUUCGCAGGUGUGAUUUUUUACAUUGCUUCCAGACCAGGCUGGUUUGGUCAGUCUUCUGUUUCUGCAGCUGAAACACCACACACAGGGCAUCUGCUGAGCUGCGGUUUAUGGUUUACUUGGAUCAGGGUUCUGAAGCCUGUGACAUGCAAGAGCAAAGCAGCCUCUACCUGACAGCUCAAGGUGAGAGGCCUCCCUCUGCAUCUCACAGGCAAAGGCAGUCAGUCACUGGGAGACAGAGCCCGUGAGCCAGAGUGCUCCUUUAGAACAACCACGCCUACAACAGUGCCCACUCACCUCCAAAAGGCCUCACCCUGAACACUGGGGCUUUGAAGAGACAUGAAUUCCAGGGGACCCAGCCAAACCCUAGUACAGACUCAUCACAGACCACCCCACACACAAACCUCAACACACACACAAUCUUCACGUGCUUCAACCGUAAUUCCUUGGAGUUUUGUGUCCCCCUUACAAGAACUUUACAGUCUAGGGAAGCUGUACCUUAUCACCAUGGUGGCUCUGAUGUGUGUGAAGAUGAUCCUGUGGGUCCUCCCUUUAAAGAGCCAAUAAACAUCUUGGUUCUCUGCCUUUUCAAAGUA
Messenger RNA from Grammomys surdaster, 2560 nucleotides. RefSeq names its product phosphatidylinositol glycan anchor biosynthesis class L (gene Pigl). The record is from RefSeq and is a predicted model, not a curated record. The transcript is spliced from 7 exons. Gene Ontology annotation, biological process: GPI anchor biosynthetic process. The coding region runs from base 880 to 1638 and encodes 252 amino acids. Gene Ontology annotation, cellular component: endoplasmic reticulum. NCBI's taxonomy places the organism in Eukaryota, Metazoa, Chordata, Mammalia, Rodentia, Muridae. Gene Ontology annotation, molecular function: N-acetylglucosaminylphosphatidylinositol deacetylase activity.